AUAGAUAGAUAUAGUUUAGAUAGUAUAGGAUUAUAGAGUAGAAACAAUGGCCUCUAGGAUAACACCCGAUGAUUAUUUUGAUCUCAAAAAUCUUAAUAAUAUAAUCCAUGAAAUUGACAAAUCGGACAAAUAUUUUCCUAAAAAUAAUAAUAAUAAUAAUAAUAACUAUAAUGAGGACGACGUGGACAACACCGAUGAUGAGACAGACAACAACAAUACCGAUAAAAAUCGGGAUGAAGUAGUGGACAACAAUAACCGCAAACUGAGGCCAAUAGGGGUGAAUAAUACCGGAGAAGCAGUCAAUGAAAAGCCGAUUGCACCGAAAAUUGAUGGUAAAAAUGAAGUCAACAACAAAAGUCCCGUAAAGACUGUACCGGAAGAUGCGGUCAAAGAGUUAUCCGAUUUGUUUAACUAUUACGACAAGAAUUUCUUUGACAAUCAAUUUGCCAAAAAUAAAACGACUGUCCGCUGGUCGACCCGAAUGACCAAAAAUAUGACACGUAUUGUCAAAAUGGUGCCGAAAGACCCGAAAAGUAAAGUGCAGACAUUGGAGAUACGUUUGUCCGACCGAUUGUUGGCCAACAAAGACGACAAACGGGAGAAUCUAUUGGAAGAGACAUUGUUGGUUCAGAUGAUUAAAAUUAGCGGCAAAUUUGUUACCGAAAAAACUAAAAAGAAAUUGAAUAUAAAUGCUAACAAAACGCCAACUGAUAAGACUAUCAAAACUAAACAAUUGCGACCAAUCCGACAGACAGUUGACUUGACUUCGGGAGAUAAACCAAUCAAAGUGAUUACCAUCGAAGAUAAGGCCAAUUAUGAUGACGAAUACUACGACAGCGAGGAUGAGUUGGACAGUAUUGAUGGCCAACAAUCGACGGCGGCGGCGGCCGCACAUCCCGUACCCGAUAUACAGGCUAUGUUUCGCCGAUACGAUGAAAAAUAUUUCGAUGGCGUACUGUUUGAACACGAAGUUGAAGUGUUUUGGAUCAACAAUAUGUAUAUAGCGGCCGGUAUUACUUAUCCCGAAAAUCGUCCUAAAUGUCGACCGAUUCAGAUAAAGCUUUCGCGACCACUGUUGAGAUUUGCCGGCGAAAAGCAGAUACGGGAGACACUCCUACACGAGAUGAUACACGCCUAUCAAUUUGCACUAAACAUUAGCGAUGCUCAUGGACCCGAGUUUAUCAAAAAGAUGCAUCAAUUGAAUCGUAUGGAAGGCCUAUCUAUAAGUGUCUAUCACAAUAUGGUGUAUGACCAGGAUGGUUUUUAUAGGGCAUGGAUCAAAAAUCGUAGGGCACGGGAAAAGUUAGCCGCAAAACAACAACAAUACUAAUGGAUAUAAAUAACUAAAUAACUUAAUCUCUAAUAUACUUAUCAUUUAUUACUAAUUUUUUUAUUACCCAUUGACUAUUUAAUCUCCUGUUAAUAUACUUGU
Messenger RNA from Oppia nitens, 1432 nucleotides. RefSeq lists its product as uncharacterized. Gene Ontology annotation, molecular function: single-stranded DNA binding; polyubiquitin modification-dependent protein binding; metalloendopeptidase activity. The coding region runs from base 47 to 1330 and encodes 427 amino acids. Gene Ontology annotation, biological process: DNA damage response. The transcript has 6 exons. Gene Ontology annotation, cellular component: nucleus. Lineage: Eukaryota; Metazoa; Arthropoda; Arachnida; Sarcoptiformes; Oppiidae. The record is from RefSeq and is a predicted model, not a curated record.